Molecule: messenger RNA, 3602 nt
Organism: Schistosoma guineensis
Lineage: Eukaryota; Metazoa; Platyhelminthes; Trematoda; Strigeidida; Schistosomatidae
Source: the annotation of a GenBank genome assembly
CUUUCUUGUCGUUACUUUGUUUAUCCUACAAAGUCGAUGAUUGGUUCUGUGUAGAUCAUCUAAUUGAUUGCUUUCACUAGAGUUACAAUCACAGUUACGUUAAACAUACUGUGAGAUCCUCAGUGAUUGUCGAUAACUUAGGUGACCAGGUUGUUUUCUGUGCUGGAAACGGACCUAGCUUUACGGAUUAGGUUGUCUAGGUGUCUCCUGACUGCUCCCACUUGGAGUACAGGGCACAGGAGAAACCUUUCCUGGAUUGUUAUUUUCUUAUAGACCUCUUUGAAGUCGCUCCUUCCGCCUUUGGUGCAUGUAGUUCAGUGGAUUUUGGGCUUAUUUGGGAUGACUACACAUCGUCUCUGAAUUCUUGUUACAGCAUUAAGCCUGCUACUCAAAGUUAUUUUCGCUCCAGUUACAUGCAGCUUUCUCCGUUUUCAAUCAACAAUUUCUUUGUAAUUUUGCGACAGAUAACAUCAACUUCAGCUCAUAACAACAGUAACGCGUUUACAAAUUUCAUUCACUCGAGAUAUCAUGAGGUCAAGUCCGCAAAACCGGAGCUAUCAAAUUAUGAUGUGAUCAGAAAGUUAGCACAGUUGUACAAAUCACUUCCAGUUGAAGAGGUAGAAAAGUUGAAAUUAGAAGCGAAAGAACAUCAAUCUCAUGUCAAAAAAGCGACCAAGUUUGCUUAUCGUAAUGGAAUGCCAAAAAGUCCACCAAACUCUGGACUCAAAGUUUUCAUGAGAGAAAAACUAAAGGAUUCUAAGGGUACACCAGUGUCUCAAAUGCGAAAUGACUUUAAAGAUACUGUAAAACAAUGGAUGUCGCUGCCUGAAUCUGAUCAACUGAUAAUACCAUUUUUGCUGUUGGAUUCAAAAAUAUCUGGGAGUAUAGUUAUUCACUUUUUUGUAAAAAAAAGUGUUUGUGAGUUUUUCUUGUAACACGCAGUCAUCAGUUGAUACCAUGAGAAUUCUCAUAAUCCUUUUCUUUAGUUUAAAUAACUAUAAAGCCUUCCUUGUCAUAGCAGACAAUUAAGUUAAUGCAUGAAGUAUUUUUCAUCGUUAUUCUGUAUUUGAAAUGGUAAUGUUCUAGUAAUGUUUGUUAAAGUUGUUUUGACCAGUUCAUUGACUAAGCAUUUGUUUUGUCUCUAACAUUAAAUACUUUUAUCAGUGUCUAUGCGCACUCUUAUUAACCUCCGAUAGACUUCUUAUUGUUUGGGGGUGUAGCAUUAUGAAUUGAAUCCGAAAGUAGCAUAAUAAAUAUUGAAUUUUUCGGGGAAGUCUUAAGUGAUUUCUUGUAGCAGUAUGUGUCAUUGAAACGAUUACCAAAGAAGUACAUAAACCAGCUGAUUGCUUUUUAUACAAACCACUAUCCGUCAAGUCAGAAUUUAAGGCAAACUCCCAUUUGAAUUGGCUACAUCAAGUGGCGCUCGCUAAUUCUGCCCACUUCCCAUAUUUUCAGUUGAUUUUAUCAUUGUGUGGUGUAUGCUACUUAUGCUGACAGACAUAAGUAGUAUGUGCACCAAUCGAAAUCGGAAUGCCUGGCAGCAGAAGAUUGAAAUGAAGAGAACAAGAAGUAAAUCACUACAACAGAUGUGCUCAUAAAGAUAAUAUUUUCUCCUAAUUUCCUGAAUUCACCUUCUACCUAUAGCGAUGUUGAUCGACUUGAAAUACAUGGCUAAGGUAGCUAUGUCUGGCCUAGUCACUAACCAGGUACGAAGUCUUCUAAUCGCCCAUCGAUAUCCAAAACAUUGUUUCUGUUUUGUUUUGCUUCCUUUUUGUAAUUUGACCAUAGGGAGUGAAAUAGUUUAGUCAUAUCAAAACUCCAAUUAUUUCGGGAAUGACCAGUUUUAGAGGAUCAUCGUGUAGCAAAAUCUUGAUAUAUACCAAAGUGUGUUCAGGUUUGGUACGGACAAUAUAUCCACCUACUUAUCAAAAGGCGAGUAUACAGCCCACUAAUCCGUUCUCUAUUUUAUAGCUAUGAAACUUGGCUUCUGGAAGUUUAGGAUAUGUGUAAGUCUCAAGUAUUCGAUCUUACGUGUCUUCGAAGCAUUGCUCACAGCCAGUAAAAUCAUCGAGCGAAUGAUGUAGAAGAUAGGCUUAAGUUUCUAGAUAAAGGUGUAAAAGUUGGUUAAUGUGUUUGUGAAUCUUCAUUUGUUGAGGUUGUUAUGAUCUGUGUUAGAGAUACCUAGCUACUCGCUACAGUUAUGUAUAAUGAUAGUUUGCAUAGAAACAAGAAAGGCUUACUGUGAGUAAACUAACAUAUACCAUUACUUAAUAUUGUUGGUGAUCUUAUUCUGUCAAUCAGUCAUAAGCAGCGUACAGCCUUGCACAAAUGUGCAUCGACUGUUUCCAAGUCACAUCAACAUAGCGAGAUGAGAUUAUUAUUUUGAAUACCAAAGUAUUAGUGAUAGUAAAAAAGAUUAGGCAUUAAAAAUAAGGUUUAAGAAAAAGAAUGGAUUAGCAGAAUAAAUUGUAUAAAUAAUUUUGAAACUCAUGAUCCAAAGGACCAAAAAAGUAUGAAUUCAAGUUCAUGCGCUGCUGUUGCUUACUCUGUAAAUUUUCAUCCGACAUCAACCACUGAUCACGGUUAUCGCGCUUAAAUUAUUCACGUUGUCUUCACCUAUCUACAUGUCUCAAUCCAACGGUCAGGGAUUUUAUAUAUUGAUGCAGUAUCUCGAUUUCCCUCUUAGCUUACUUCCAACCCAGUUCCUGCUCCAGUUAACAUUAUCUGUCUAUGUAGGGGAUUGUCGAGCAUACGCAGUACGACCAACCACCUCAGUUAAUACAGGUUCGUAACCUUAUCAAUUAACUUGGGAUCUUUGACUACUAACCCGCACUUAACCUCAAUAUUGUUAACUUUGUUCCACCAGCAUACAUAAAUAAUCCCUCAAAGAUUCCUAUAAUCAAGUACCAGUGAUCCACUAAUAUAUCUCACUAUAAUAGACCAUGUUUCAUAACCCUAAAGUAAAACAGAAAACUACUGUUCAGUAUAGUUUCCCCUUCGUUGUCAGACAGAUGCCCCGCCUACAUCAGAGUUUAUUUAAUUUGGCACUAUCAAACGAACUUCCUGAUUCCUUGUCGGGGUUUCGUCAAUCGCUAACCUGACAAAGUUGAUGAAACUAUCAAGAUUUGUUGAUAAUCUACUGUCAUAAAUGUACGGUGUGAAUUCGCUUGUUUAGUAUACUGAACAUUCAACUAAGAAUAGUAUCUAUUUUGCUUGUUUUUUAUAAGUCAGGAUAUUAGAUUGACAGUGUGUAUGUAGUUCUUUAAUUUAAUUUUUUAUGGUUCGAAUCAUCCCAUUGUUGAUAUUUUCAACUGGAUUCCGAUCAGUCUUAGCUGGUAUAUGUUCCUUUUGUGCGAAUUGUUCUGAUAUUGGCAUUAUAAGAUUUUAUAGAAUAAAUGAAAUGUAACUGGCAGAGGGAUCUGGGACACUAAAUGGUAGAUACAUCUAUUUGACGAGUCCAAACUGGGAUGAAAUGCAUGUCCUAGAUUUUGGUACUAGUCAUGUUCCAUCAAGUUAAUCUUAUACAUAUACAUGUAUCGUUUUAAAUAUUCCAUACUGUUAUAUUUAUUCAAUUUUUAGGAGUAUAAUAACAUUGCAAAAGA